CACAUAAAAAUGGCGUCCGAAGGGGAAAGCAGUCAGAGACCAGAAAACGACACAAGAAACGAGAGUAGAACGACGUUAUUUAGAUAUGCGAGAUUGUAUAACUCUCGAAAGAGUCUUUUUAAUUCGCCUUUCUCGAACACAUCAAAGGAUUCUGAAUCAGACCAAUGGGUUAAAAAAUGUAACAGUUUCCAAGUUGACAUGCAGGUGGACACAAUACUCUCAUCAUCUCAACAAGAAGCUCAUCAGCAAAGAUUAGAAAAACUUCGGCAGGAACUUGAUUACAUUAAAACCGAUGCCUGGAAGUACAAACCCAUUGAGGACCUGAUUGGAUUCUAGCACAGUUGUGCAUUUAUAUAUAUAAUAUGAAUUUAUGUAAAUAGCAAUAUUUAAUACUACAGAGCUAUUAAAAAAAAGCUGAUUCCUUUCAAAUUCAAAUUAGGCACAUAAUUAAGCAGAAGUUGCCUAAAUAACCCAUGGGUAUACCGAGUAUACGAAGCAUGUCAAAUAAGUGAACAUUAAUUAAUCCAAAACGUAAAUUGUGCUCUCUUUGGAAAUUAUUUUUAACAACUCUUUGUGCUGAAAGAAACGGUGGUCACGUUGAAGGACAUGGGGUAUAGCUUGUGAACAUUUUUUAUUAUAAUCUCUGUAAAUAA
This is a messenger RNA of Dendronephthya gigantea, 653 nucleotides long. RefSeq lists its product as uncharacterized. Gene Ontology annotation, cellular component: anaphase-promoting complex. The coding region runs from base 10 to 336 and encodes 108 amino acids. Lineage: Eukaryota; Metazoa; Cnidaria; Anthozoa; Malacalcyonacea; Nephtheidae. The record is from RefSeq and is a predicted model, not a curated record. Gene Ontology annotation, biological process: protein ubiquitination. The transcript has 3 exons.